UUCUGGUACUUUGAAUUGCAAGGGAUAAGUACGGUCGCUAUUGUCACGAUCUUGUCUUGAGACAUGAUAAUAAUAAUCGCGUGUUGCUGUGUAUUGAUAACUGGGAAAAUUUGAGAAAGGAUAGGCUGUGGUCAACCGCCUCAGGAAUGUUCCGAAGUACAACCAUGUCAAAGAUAGUUCAACAGUUGGAAUUACUGUUGAAGCAUUCAAAAUUUACGGUCAAACGAUACGACCAUCCGCACACAAAACAAAACCCCUUGAAAACCCAGGUAAAUCACUAUAGCCCACUAAGAGCUGGGAUGAAAUCAGUGAGCCGUAUCAAUGUUCUAAAACUUUAGAAAGGUAUGACAUUCAUAAAGAGAAUUUGUACUUUGUACAAAGGUAUCAGAAAAAAACAGACACUCAUCACUCACGCAAAUCUGCAAAUGUGAGAUGAUCUUU
This is a messenger RNA of Serpula lacrymans var. lacrymans S7.9, 441 nucleotides long. RefSeq lists its product as uncharacterized. Bases 165 to 338 code for a protein of 57 amino acids. The transcript is spliced from 2 exons. The record is from RefSeq and is a predicted model, not a curated record. NCBI's taxonomy places the organism in Eukaryota, Fungi, Basidiomycota, Agaricomycetes, Boletales, Serpulaceae.